This is a messenger RNA of Hemiscyllium ocellatum (epaulette shark), 2181 nucleotides long. RefSeq names its product circadian-associated transcriptional repressor-like. NCBI's taxonomy places the organism in Eukaryota, Metazoa, Chordata, Chondrichthyes, Orectolobiformes, Hemiscylliidae. Gene Ontology annotation, cellular component: nucleus. Gene Ontology annotation, biological process: circadian regulation of gene expression; negative regulation of DNA-templated transcription. The coding region runs from base 88 to 1362 and encodes 424 amino acids. The transcript is spliced from 6 exons. Gene Ontology annotation, molecular function: RNA polymerase II cis-regulatory region sequence-specific DNA binding. The record is from RefSeq and is a predicted model, not a curated record.
CAGGCAGCGAGCGAAGGAGCCAGGCUUAAGGCGUGGGAUAGCUUCAGAGACAGGGGGGAAGAAACACACAGCAACUGAAAUCAGGGAAUGGAUUCAACCGGAAGUAAAGCUUCUCGAGAGUCCAAUGAGGGGUUCAGCAGCGAGGAAGACGGGGACUGCGACGUCUUCCUUUCCGACAGUGACUCUGACAGGGUCUCCAAGGAUGUCACCCCCUGCAGGGCCAGGCCAAUGGGGCUCCCCCUCCGUGAUCAGUCUGCCUUUGUUGGCAUGGGCACGACUUCUGCUAGCAAGGUACCUUCGCCAGGGCCUCGAGCCUUCAUCCCUCAUCCCAUGUCGGCCUCCCAUCACAAGAAGCCACUGGAGAAUAUCUAUUUUGCCUCGGCCCCUGUGUGGCCGUGCCCGUCUCUGCCGGGUAGCGCCAGUCUGGGCCGAGCAUGGAAGCUCUCCCUCGACGGUGUUAGUCAGUACCCCCAGAGGUUCCUAAGCAGGGGUCUGAAGCGGAGAAGGGAAUGGGAUGUGUCCAAGCAGCAGGGGACAGACCUGAGUGAAAAGAUGCCUCGCGUCAAGACAAGAGGAGACCUACUUUUUGCGCAGAAGUGUAAGGAACUCCAGGUGUUUAUCCGGCCGCUGACUAUCCUUCUUGAUGGACUAAAGACUGGACGGUACAACAAAGGUCUCACCAGUUUUCAGCAAAGCGUUGCUAUGGACCGGAUCCAGAGGAUCAUAGGUGUUCUGCAGAAGCCAGGAAUGGGGGAGCGUUACUUAGGCACACUGCUUCAAGUGGAAAUGAUGCUAAAAGUUUGGUUCCCUCACGUCACCAUGGCAACGCCGGGCACUGAAGGCUCUGGGCCUACAGGAAGUGGAUGCAAUGCAAGAAAGCAGUUUCGGACUGGGUCAUCGGAGACCAGUUCCUCGUGGGAGUCGCUUUCUCCUUCCUCGUCCCGAAGACAAUCGUUCAGUGACAGCGGCCCCCAGGAUCAAGCGGGUACCUCAUCGUCAUCCGGGAGCUGGGAGGAGAGGCCUGAGCUCCAGGAAGGUCCAGCAGAAGGGGUGGCUUGUUACGGUAACCCAGGAGGACUGUCUGACCGCUCCCAAACCCUGCAGUGUCUCACUUUGGUCAUGCAGGACAGCCCAGAACUCCACUCCUCCACCCGCUCUGGCACUCUCUGGCCGGUCCAGGGGGCCUGGGCUUCCACCGUCAGGACCCCAGCCUGCCAGAGGCGCCCAGGCAGGAGCAGCAGUGCGCCCCCAUGCCUCCCUGCCAACCACAGCAGUGCCACAUCCUUGCCCCUUGUCUUGUCGUGCGAUUCCAUCAUGCUGUUGGAUCUAUCAGAGGCUUACGUGCGAUGGAGCCAGAAGUAGGUCCAAGCUCAGCUAGCUCAGGCCUCCUCCCAAGGACUUUUUAAGAGAGGAAUGUCUCAAAGACUUGCAUUUUUAUAGUACUUUUUUGCCACCUCAGGAUGUCCCAGUCAAUGAAGUGUGUGUAAUCACUGUAGAAAAAGCAACCAAAUUACACGCAGCAAGCUCCCACGUAACAAUGGAGACUUGUGUUGGAUUUGAUGUUUGAUGAAGCAUUAAUAUCAGACACUACAGAGAAGUCCUUCCCCCAUAGUCUUCCUCAAGGAUAUUUUAUGGCCACUCGAGAUGGUGGGUGGAGCCAUAGUUUAUUGGUGUUCAAGAUGGUGUUCCCUCAGCACUGACUCUGACAGUGCCCACUCCCUUAGUGCUGACCCUCCUAUGGUGACUGCUCCCUCAGCACCAAACCUCUGACAGUGUCCGGACCCUCAUCAUUGGCACAACAGUGCAGUGCUCCCUCAGCACUGACCCUCUGACAGUGCCCUUUUCCUUGUCGCUGGCACUCCAACAGUGCGGCACUGGCAAUCCAACAGUGUGGAGACGCAGAGACCACUGCCUCAAGUGUCCUUAACUCAUCUGGCAUCGUGAUACAAUCUGCUUGUCAAGUCUGGAUAGAGCGCGCUGUUUUUCCUGGGUAAGGGUUGGCGGUUUGGGACUAUUUUCUGAGGAGAAAAGUACUUUGUGGAUUUGACAGAGCUUUCCAGCAAUCAAUAGGACAUAAUUUUGUGUGACCAACUUUCUUUUUCUUGGGUCAUUCAGCCUUCAUCUGCCAAACUACUCAAUGAUACCUUUGCCUCAUUUUGAGAGGUGUUUGCUUUGUUUAUA